Mizuhopecten yessoensis (Yesso scallop) is the source of this 654-nucleotide messenger RNA. Its product is annotated as A disintegrin and metalloproteinase with thrombospondin motifs 16-like. The transcript has 6 exons. Gene Ontology annotation, biological process: proteolysis. Gene Ontology annotation, molecular function: metalloendopeptidase activity. The record is from RefSeq and is a predicted model, not a curated record. NCBI's taxonomy places the organism in Eukaryota, Metazoa, Mollusca, Bivalvia, Pectinida, Pectinidae. The annotation marks the transcript as partial.
UUAUCAUUCAUUUUAAUUGCUUUCCAUUUGUACUUCUCAGGUACAAUCUGACUUACGGCGGAACUGCUUACUACAAAGGUUUAUCAUUCCCGGACUCCAUCUGCAAAUUUUCCCCCAUAUCUGUUGUUGAGGAUACGUACGACACCCGGACCGUGGGCUUCUUCGGACAGGAAAUAGGUCGUAGUCUUGGAGCAAGACUCGACCUAGACGGAAACUUCUGUCUGUCGACUAAGCUGAACAUGAUGACGCCCAGGUUCCGCUUUCCGCCGGAUGAAGCUCGAGCUAGAAACCUUUGGCAGUUUUCUCCGUGUUCCAUCAGCUACUUCAAGGAAUACAUCGGGGAGCUUCAAACUAACUGUCUGGUGGACUCGUAUGGAAACCAGUAUCCCGAGAACCUGCAUGAAUACCUCCGGGAGUUACCUGGUGACACGUACGGUGCCGACCAACAGUGCAGACUGACCAACGGUCAAAACUCCUAUGUCUGUCGGGACCUCAUCAUGGACUACUCAACUAUUUGCCGCGGGAUGCCAUGCUUUGUUCCGGAAACUGGUUCAUGCGCACUUCUGCUUCCGGCAGACGGUACCCUAUGUGGAAAUCAUUCGAAAUGUAACCAAGGCGUGUGUGAAGCAGACGUAACAGCCCCGGCAGCUGUAG